AUGUCUGUGGUGUCCGGUGGAGAAAGUGCUGUCGGCUGCAUCGGUGACGGCGAGAGAAGACCGUGGGCCGGCUGGACUGGCAGUUUGGCCUCGCCGGAGCUAGGGGCCCGUUUCCACAGCAGCACCACGGCCCCGUCCUCCAGCCCAGACCCCGGCGCGGCUGCCCGGGGGGCUUCUUCAGGCUCCUUGACGCCGCUCCAAGGGGCACCUACCUGGGCUUUGCCUGGGCCUCCAGCCAGCGGACUGGCUCCCGGUUUCAGCUCUGCGGGCCACAGUAAGAAGUGCCCUUAUCAACCCGCGCCCUGCCCCCCUCCCUGA
This is a messenger RNA of Rangifer tarandus platyrhynchus (Svalbard reindeer), 318 nucleotides long. NCBI's taxonomy places the organism in Eukaryota, Metazoa, Chordata, Mammalia, Artiodactyla, Cervidae. The record is from the annotation of a GenBank genome assembly.